AUGUCAGAACACCUUGCCGCGCCUCGCAUCACCGCAUCCAACCUAGAUGCCUUUGUCAACAAGCACGUCAGCAUCGUUGGCAAGGUCACCCAGCUGCGCGGUGAGCAAGCCACCAUUGACGCCGACGGCAACGUCACCAUUCUCCUGAAUCGGGAAGCGCACCUCACCAACGGCAACGCCGCCCUCUUCAUCGGCAAGGUCAACCCGGACCUCUCCAUCAAGGCCCUGAGCUCCCGCGACGUCGGCGCCAACAUUGACAUGGGUCUCUGCUCCCGCGUCGCCGAGGUCGCUCAGUGCCACAAGGCCCUCUUUGGCGGCACGGAUAACUGA
Messenger RNA from Beauveria bassiana ARSEF 2860, 330 nucleotides. RefSeq names its product replication factor A protein 3. Gene Ontology annotation, biological process: DNA recombination; DNA repair; DNA replication. The record is from RefSeq and is a predicted model, not a curated record. The transcript is spliced from 3 exons. Gene Ontology annotation, cellular component: nucleus. NCBI's taxonomy places the organism in Eukaryota, Fungi, Ascomycota, Sordariomycetes, Hypocreales, Cordycipitaceae. The coding region runs from base 1 to 330 and encodes 109 amino acids. Gene Ontology annotation, molecular function: DNA binding.